CUUGUCAUUCCGCACUCUCAAUCCACCACUUUGUUCUUUCCCUGGCAUGCAGGCCUGCCCUUUUGUGGAACUAUAACUGAUAUCUAUGAGCCAACUAUCCAAUUCGAUACCAGCGCCCUUCGACCUCGAUCCUGUCCCACCGAAACACAUGCGUCUCAUAGACCUUACCGUGCACAUCCCAACCCCCUCAUCGCGCAGCCGGACGAGCACCGCACCUCAAAAUGGGACGCGCUCGAGAUGGGGCACUCCAGAGUUCAGGGCGUACACGGUUUUUGCGAUGGUCAUCGUGGUCAUAAUGGCUUGGAUCCCCAUCCAACUCAGCCUUCCUACGCAUCCCAACUAUCCUAUUUUCUCCAGAAGGCUUUCGCCGGGAUGGAUGUUCGGUCGCCCCGUCGACAACAGCGACACCCAAUAUCGCGGGUUUAGAAACAACUUCAUCCCGCUGGCUCUUGCUGCCGUACUGUUUGUCGUCGCAAGACGGGUCAGGAUGCGGAUCCACGCCUCGACCUCACCACCAGGAGACAACAUGUUCCUGCUUCGAUUCAACUUUGUUGCGUCUAUGAUCAUGCUGUUCGCUCUGCACGGCGCCAGUGCUCUCAAGAUUAUCCCUAUUCUGAGUCUGAACUACUGGAUCGCUACGAGUUUUGGGAACUCGAUGAUAGGACCUGUCGCCAGCUGGGUAUACAACGUUGGCGUGCUAUUUCUCAACGAUCGAUGCAAUGGAUACAAGUUUGCCGCGAUCGUUCCGCCCCUCGCGUUCUUGGACGAGUGGGAGGGGAUAUAUCCGCGAUGGCAUAUCAGCUUCAAUAUAACUAUGUUGAGGCUGAUUUCCUUCAACAUGGACUAUUACUGGGCUUGCAAGGAGACAACAAGUACUCCUGAGGGUCAGCUCGACGACCGACAGAGGCAGAGUGUUUCCCACCCAUCUACGAUGUACUCAUACGUCAACUACACCUCCUACGCCUUGUAUCCGCCGUUGUACUUGGCUGGUCCCAUUAUGACGUACAACGACUACAUCUGGCAGCACAGGAAACCUCUUGCUAUCACUGGCCAGACUGUAGCGCGAUAUUUGCUGCGGUUUCUGUUUGCUAUGCUGACGAUGGAAUUCGUUCUGCACUACAUGUAUGUAGUCGCCAUCAAAGACACCAAGGCUUGGAAUGGGGACUCGCCCGCCCAGAUUGCCAUGAUUGGGUUCUGGAAUCUCAUGAUUGUCUGGCUCAAGCUCAUGAAUAUCUGGCGGUUCUUCCGGCUUUGGGCGCUAGCAGCUGGGGUCGAUCCUCCUGAAAACAUGAUCCGAUGCAUGGCAAAUAACUACUCGACGUUCGGUUUCUGGCGCAGCUGGCACCGCAGCUACAAUCUUUGGAUUAUCCGGUGUGUAUCGAUUCGUUGGUGGCUCUCUCUCAUUAACCUGCAUACCAGGUACAUCUACGUCCCGGCCGGGGGAACGAAUAAUGUGAUUUUGAAUACGCUACUUGUCUUUACGUUCGUUGCGCUGUGGCACGAUCUUACAUUCCGACUGUUGGCUUGGGGGUGGCUGGCCAGCCUUUUCGUGGUGCCUGAGGUGAUAGCGCGGUACAUUUUACCGCAGUCGAAAUAUGGACACGAGCCUUGGUACAGACAUGUGUGUGCGAUGGGUGCUGUGUUCAACAUCCUCAUGUUGAUGGCGGCCAAUUUGGUUGGCUUUGUGCUCGGUCUUGAUGGGAUGAAGUUCUUCGUUCAACAAUUGUUUGGAACGGGAGAAGGAAUACGAUUCCUACUGGGCGCCUGUGUAUGCUUAUUCGCCGGCUCUCAUUUGAUGUUCGAGUAUCGGGAGGAUGAAAUGAGAAAUGGGAUCUUUAGGAGAUGUUAGGGUUUCUAUUUUCGUAGAAUCAAGUUUUAGGAUUGUGCCAUCUACAAUGGAAGCUGUCCCGUCUGAUGCGGACAGUCGCUGUGCCUGUAAAGUUGAAGUUUGCGCAGUGAGUCAGACAGGCACACAGGGCCGGCAAACCCCGCGGGGUUCCCAUGAGUCACUGAUGCUUGAGCAUCGUAGGCACUUGACUGGUUGUGUCAAUCUGCCUUGGGGAUCGGAGCGUUGAAUAUCGGCGCGGCAGGAGCGCGAGCGGCUGACGCGCCGUUGGUCGUGUUUUCAGCGGUGGCAGCGCACACGAGCCAUCAAUAAUCGUCGAUCACCGGACGGGGACCGAACGCCGAGGUCACGCCUGGACAAUCUCCCGCUUUUCCGUUUUGGCUUUGUAGUUACCCUCUCUUCUCCUUCUCCCUCCGACUCUCACAUUACAGCCAUGGCGUCCGAGCCAUCGUCGCCUCGCACCCCGACGCAUCCGGAGACCCAUCAGAUGCUUCCACUCUCCCCAACGCAGGCGACACCCUUUCUGUCUGAAGUCGGCGGCAGCAGCACCCAAGCAUCGCGCUCGUCGUCCUUCGUUUCCUCUCCUUUGAAUCCCUCGAGUCCCACAACCCCAGGAGCAAGCACCCCGCCGUAUCCCACCCGCCACGCCUCGUCCUCACGCCCCACAUCGCGGGGGAGCAGCAUGAACUUCGGGCGUUUCGCUGCGUCGCCUGACGAAACGGGCGUCAUGGGGCCCGGGCCGUACCCCUUCUCGCGCGAAAGCAUGCUGAACGGCACGGCGUCAUCGCGCGGGAGCAUGGUGCUCUACCGCUUGGCGGACGAAUCGGACCGGGCGAGCCUGCUAGUGCCGCCACGCCCCAUGGGCGGCGCGGGCCACAGGAACAGUAUCGCGUCGUUUGCGUCCACGUCGACGAUGGCGACGGACUCAAAGUACCCGUCUGACCACCAGUCGACGCGCGGUCUCGUGCCGUACGCGUACGAUCCAGCCGCGGACGAACUGGACCCGCUGGACGACGAGGACUUGGUGCUCGAUCCGGCACACGGCACGAAGAUGAAGGACGGGUAUCAAUCGCCGCGUUCGUCCAAGCAGCACCGGCACUCGUUUCCGUGGCGUGGCAUUGCCAACUUGGGGAUGCUGAUAUUGGUUAUACUAGCCCUGCUAGCGCUGUUCAUAAGCUACCCCGUGAUCUCCUAUGUCCGCAAUUCGCCGCUAAUCAGGCUCCUCGACUCGAACGCGCGGGUUAACGGGACGGGGCAAGUCGCCGUGCAACCGAACAUGCCACAGCUGGUGGACCCCGAUACGCCGAAAUCGGCGCAUACACGGACGGGCUUCGAUGGGAAGCCGUACACGCUGGUGUUCUCGGAUGAGUUCAAUGCUGACGGGCGGACGUUCUACCCCGGCGACGAUCCGUACUGGGAGGCCGUGGACUUGUGGUACGGAAACACCAACGACCUGGAGUGGUACGACCCGUCACAGAUCGUCACUCGCGACGGUAGUUUGAUCAUCACCAUGGACUCGACGUCGACGACAGAUCCCAGGCAGAGCGUUGGUUCGACGGCGCCUUUCACCGUGGAGGAAAACCACAAUCAGACCUAUCGCAGCGGAAUGCUACAGAGCUGGAACAAAAUGUGUUUCACCAGAGGUUACAUGGAAGUGUCACUCACGCUCCCAGGGCCGAACGCCAAUGCUGCGGGCUACUGGCCGGGUGUGUGGACCAUGGGGAAUCUUGCCCGGCCAGGAUAUACCGCAAGCACCGACGGAACAUGGCCGUAUACCUAUAACACCUGUGACCUCGGCACGUUUCCGAAUCAGACGUUGGCGGAUAAGUCCGGCCCGCCUGCAGCUCUCAACUGUCCUGCCUGCUCCGGAAAAUACAAGUUCGAGCUGAGCUGGCUGAGCGGCCAAAAGCUUUCUGCUUGCUCUUGCCCCGGGUCCGACCAUCCGGGUCCUGAUGUCACUGUCGGCCGCGGUGCACCCGAAAUUGAUAUCCUGGAAGCCGAGAGGAACAAGAUAGCUGUGGCCGGCCAGGUCGUCUCCCAAUCGGCUCAAUUCGCGCCAUUCAACGCGAACUAUCAAUACGUUAAUACAACGACGGCGUCUUGGCAAGUCUUCAACUCCAGUAUCUCGCGGGCGAACAACUACAGAGGCAGCGGCGUCCAGCAGGCUGUCAGCGGGUUGACUGAGGUGCCAGGGACCGGGUUCCAGGGCAGCGGGGCCGAUUUCAUCACAUAUGGGUUUGAAUACUGGAGUGACCCAAAGGAUCCUUCCACUGGGUUCAUCACGUGGCAGGUCAAUGGCACGGAGAGCAUCAGUAUGGGUGCCAGUGCCGUAGGACCCGAUGUGGAUUCCAAGAUCGGACAGCGGCUGAUCCCCGUCGAGCCAAUGUCUCUUAUUCUUAACCUGGGCACUUCGCCGAACUGGGGGACACCGGAUCUGACGACCAUGGUCUUCCCCGCAGAAAUGCGGGUGGACUAUGUGCGGAUCUACCAGCGCGACGGGGAGACCAAUCUGGGAUGCGAUCCGAAGGAUUAUCCGACCAAAGAUUACAUCGACCGACAUAUGGUUGCCUUUACCAAUCCCAAUCUCACUACCUGGCAGUGGGACAAGCCUCGGAAUUCAUUA
Messenger RNA from Mycena citricolor, 4469 nucleotides. Lineage: Eukaryota; Fungi; Basidiomycota; Agaricomycetes; Agaricales; Mycenaceae. The record is from the annotation of a GenBank genome assembly.